Pecten maximus is the source of this 1864-nucleotide messenger RNA. RefSeq names its product mucin-22-like. The transcript is spliced from 2 exons. The record is from RefSeq and is a predicted model, not a curated record. The coding region runs from base 2 to 973 and encodes 323 amino acids. NCBI's taxonomy places the organism in Eukaryota, Metazoa, Mollusca, Bivalvia, Pectinida, Pectinidae.
AAUGACUCCUAAACAAAGUGUGGCAGAGUCCGCCACGACAUUCAAGCUCCUGAGUGCGUAUGGUUAUUCCGCUACUGGUCAGUCGUCUCUCGAGUUUGAGGUUAAGGCCUGUCAGGACGCUUCUGUGGCUCUGAUGAAUACUGAUGACGAAAAUGCGCCGGGUAAAAUGUACAUGGUUACACUUGGAGGGUAUGGCAAUACUCGGGUCGUCAUGUAUGACUCUAAAUACGGCACCGAAAAAAAAAAUGUUAUGAAGACGGUGUUGAAUUGUAAUGCGUUCAAGCAUUUCAAAGUGGAAUGGGGAUCAGGGCGGACAUCUGCGUUUUCCUCUUCUGAUAGCGGGGUAACCUGGACUCUGUUGGCUGAGUGGGUGGAUUCAUCGCCGAUUCCAGUGAAUUUUAUCGGGGUCACCACGUCAAGAUACUCUGACGGGGAAUGGAACAUUAAACAAGGAGGAGAAACACAAUCUGAAACAACUACUACCAUGACGACAACUACCACCGCGCCAACUACCACAGCAACAACUACCACAGCAACAACUACCACAGCAACAACUACCACAGCGACAACGACCGCAGUGACAACUACCACCGCACCAACUACCACAACGACAACUGCCACCGCGCCAACAACAGAUAUGGAGACAACAGCAAUAUUAGAUACGUCAUCGGUGACGUAUGCAAGUUGUUCGUGUGUCUGUGUCCAAGCAAACACUACAACAUCCGGUUGUGCACCAGAUGACAUCAGCUGUAUUGUAAAGGCUGUGAAAAAAGAGUUGAUCAUUGACAAACUGACCUUGUCGUCCACCAUAAGGAAGAAAACAAGUGCCAACGAUGAUAGGCCAUCCGCACAAGCCAUUGGCAUGGUCGGUGUGGUGUUCCUUGUAUCAUUUGCGCUCACAGUGUUUGUGCCAGAUGUUGUAACGUUAUGCCGGUAUAUAUUGCCAAGGCAUAACAAACCAAACAUUCCUUGAUAUUAUGAAAUAUCACACAUAUAUAUUGCUGAUAGAAAGUUUCAUCCUGUUGGUUUGAUUCUGGUCGAUUCAUAUAAUCGAGGUACAGUCAAACCUGUUGUAAAGGACACCUCUACAUAAAGGACAUUUGUCUAUAAUGACAGAUUCAUCAUACCAACUCCUUCCAAUUUACUAUAUAGUUAACCUUUACAUAAAGGACACCUGUCUAUAAAGGACAAUUUUAUCUGUUCCUUGGGUGUCCUUUAUAGACAGGUUUGACUGUAAAUUCUAGUUACCAACCUAUGCAACUUCCCUCUAAUCGAUCCGUCUAUGUCACCUCAGCAGGACACAGGACAUAUCAUGAUUAUAUUUUUCAUACCUUGAUCACCCUCUUUAUUAUUAAUGUGAUGUUACUUCAAAUGACGAUCUCGCUACUACCACGCUGUUGUAUUGCUGACGAGACGUCAAUACAUUUCUGUGAUACUGAUGUUCUUGCCAAGCCAGGAAUUCCCAGCCAUUACCUUAUUGAUAAGACAAUAUAUGAUGUUAUAUGUUUCCUGUGUGUUUUGUGAUCGACAGAGCUCAGUCAAGGAGUAAUACCUCGAAGCAAAAUCUGUACAGAAUACUGUACAGAAUAUAGAGUAAAAGAUGUUUUGUGGUAUUUUCCAUUAGUAGGAGUACUAGUGUAUUUGACCACUGUAAAGUAUAUAGAGUUUUGUGUCUGUUGGUUACACCAUCAGUUAGGUCACUGGUGUAUUUGUACACUUAGAGUAUAUAUAGGGAGAGUUUUGUGUCAGGUCUGUUGGUUACACCAUCAGUUAGGUCACUGGUGUAUUUUAUAGGGAGAGUUUUGUGUCAGGUCUGUUGGUUACACCAUCAGUUAGGUCACUGGUGUAUUUGUACACUUAGAGU